UUGUCUUCAUCCCUUGUUAUAUUCUUCUCUGUCAUUAUCCUACCAAUAAUUUCUGUGUUCAGUGUAGAUCCUUAGAGAAAUUAGGGAGAAAUUUAAAAAGAGGGGGGACGACGACUCCCUAUGCCACGGUGACGUAAGGUGGAUAGCCAUAGCUUGCUUUAAAGCGUGCCUUAGGAAGAAGAGAGAAAAAGGGGGAAAUCUUUAAGUUCUCCCCCCCCAAAAAAAGCCAAAACAGAAAUCCAGUUUCCAGGUAAAUAUAUGGAGUCUCGGCCAACAUUUUUCCCGGAUCAGCAUUUCCUUGCCUGCCCAACUGGCUGGUUUGCUUCCCUCUCAAAGAAGCACCUUUCUCCUCCUCCUCUACUAUGAGGUUCCAGGCAACCACUCCACCCACCCCAUUUGAAAACCAAGCCUCCAUCCAUCCCUACAAAGAUUCUCCUCUUGCCCGCCUCCCGUCAAAAUACCUCUCCAGCUGAUUGGUUUAGCCCACUGUAUUUCUAGAAAUCCCUCCGCUCUGCUCCUCCCUCUUCUCUCAUCCUCGGGCUGCUUUGUGUCUAUCCCCAUUUCUUCUGCAGCCAGCUGUCCGUCUCAAGUUGUGCCUUAAACUCCAGGUCUUUCAUCUGCCUUCCCCCCUCCAGCGCCUCCUCCAGGAGCUGUUUGGUUCUCCACAACUCUCCUGCCACUUUUCUCCAGGUGUGACUCCCACCACAAUGGUGAGGCUGUCCAAGCCCAAAACUUUUCAGGCCUAUCUGGACAACUGUCACCGUCGCUACAGUUGCGUGCAUUGCCGGGCCCACCUGGCUAAUCACGACGACCUCAUCUCCAAGUCUUUUCAAGGAAGCCAAGGACGGGCAUACCUCUUCAACUCUGUAGUGAAUGUUGGAUGUGGCCCAGCAGAGGAACGCGUUCUGCUGACGGGCCUGCAUGCUGUAGCUGACAUAUACUGUGAAAACUGCAAGACCACUCUUGGAUGGAAAUAUGAACAGGCCUUUGAGACUAGCCAGAAAUACAAGGAGGGCAAAUUCAUAAUUGAACUGAAUCACAUGAUUAAGGACAAUGGCUGGGACUGAAAGCCAACCAACUUCUUUGGACAACUGUAUGUAGGGGGUGGAGCCUAAGAAAUGUCAAAUUUCCACCAAACCUGCCUCCACCUUCUCAACCAUUGGAUUGCCAUCCCAGGCACCUCCAGGGGCACCUGAGUUGUGAAGGAGGAGGUGGUGCUCCUGCCAGAGACACACACCCACAGUUCAGACAUGUUAACUUCCUGUGGCAAAAGGUGGGAGUUCCGGGACACCGCUGGGCCAGGGACUGUGUGCAAGCAGGGACUGGGGUGGGGGUGGGGAGGACUACGGCUGGCUCUGUUGUCCAGAGAGAUUCUGUAUUAAGAGAAAUACGGAUGGGAAAUGUAAAGUACGAGGGGGAAGGGAAACGUUAGGCGUGUACAGUACCUUUGUGUGUAUGUGUGUGUAUUAUAUAAAUAAAAGUAUUGAAGUGA
Molecule: messenger RNA, 1492 nt
Organism: Thamnophis elegans (Western terrestrial garter snake)
Lineage: Eukaryota; Metazoa; Chordata; Lepidosauria; Squamata; Natricidae
Gene: YPEL3
Product: yippee like 3
Exons: 5
Coding region: 708-1067 (119 amino acids)
Source: RefSeq, a predicted model, not a curated record